Molecule: messenger RNA, 1272 nt
Organism: Acanthamoeba castellanii str. Neff
Lineage: Eukaryota; Discosea; Longamoebia; Acanthamoebidae
Product: Carbohydrate binding domain CBM49 domain containing protein
Exons: 2
Coding region: 1-1272 (423 amino acids)
Biological process (GO): extracellular matrix organization; carbohydrate metabolic process
Cellular component (GO): extracellular matrix
Molecular function (GO): hydrolase activity, hydrolyzing O-glycosyl compounds; extracellular matrix structural constituent; polysaccharide binding
Source: RefSeq, a predicted model, not a curated record
AUGAAGAGCUCCUUCUUGACACUGGCUCUCUUCUUCCUCUUCUGCGCCCUGGCUGCUGGCCAAGAGUGCAAGGUGGACAUCGUACAGACUCUCGGUAGCGCGUGGACCGUGAACGGCCAGGCCUACUCCCAGUGGAGCGUCACCAUCACGGCCGGCCCCAAGGACGUCAAGUCGCUCACCCUCUCCAUCAGCGGCAACUUCGACCAGCUGUGGGAGAUCACCAAGGACUUCCGCGGCCUCUACGUGCUGCCCGACUACGUCCUGCAGGGCGGCGGCAUCCACGCCGGCAAGACCCACAACUUCGGCUACAUCAUCAAGUCACAGAGCAAGGCCAUCAUCGACAUCGAGUUAGUCGACUGCCAGGGUCUGACGCCCUCGGCUCCUCCCGCCUCACCCUCGGCCGCCCCGGCCUCGCCCUCGUCGUCGCCCGCCGGCCCGCAGCCCUCAUCCUCUUCCGCUCCGGCCUCGCCGUCGGCCUCCUCGCAGCCCAGCACCGGUGGUUGCAAGGUGACCACCCAGCAGACCGCCAGGUCCGCCGCCGAGGGCGGUCAGUGGAAGGAUGCCACCUACACCUACCAGAUCUACGACCUCGCGGUCAAGAACGCCGGCGACAAGGUGGUGACCACGGCCCAGCUGACUCUCACCCUGGCCUCGGGGGCCUCGUUCUACCAGUUCUGGAACCUGGAGCGCAAGGAGGCCAGCGAGACCUUCUUCGUGCCCAACUACGGCGGCAUCCAGGUCGGCGCCACGCAGACCGCCGGCUACGUCGUGCGCACCCCGCUCACCAACGGCGCCCCUACGGCGCCCAUCGUCCACGUUGACUCGACCACCUGCAGCGGUGGCUCCGCCCCCUCGUCGGCCCCGUCAUCUGUCCCUUCGUCGGCCCCGUCGUCGCCCUCGCCGUCGACCAUCGUCAGCUCGCCCCAGCCUAGCACCGCCCCCGGUGCCUGCAGCGCCAAGGUGAGCAUCGUUGCCCGCUCGGGCUCCAACUGGCAGGACGCCUCCGGGUUCAACCAGCUCUACGACAUCACCAUCACCAACACGGGCUCCCGCGCGAUCAACGGCGGCCAGGUCACGUUCGGCCUCGGGUCGGGCGUGGGCGUGACCCAGUACUGGGAGCUCAACCGCAAGACGGCCAACGUGUUCGGCAUCCCGACCACCUACGGCCCGCUCCAGGUGGGCGCCUCGCAGGGCGCUGGCAUCGUCGCCACCCGCAACCAGGCCCCCAUCCCGCUGCCCACCGUCACCCUCGACUCGGUCACCUGCAACUAA